UGUGCGUUCAUUUAGACGGCAUCAUGUGCCUUAGGAAGUCCAUCAAACGUACGUAUGUUAUCUUUCGCGGGAAGCUGGGUCACGAGCUUGUCUCUUCAUCACCAUGAUUUUGAGGGUGUAUAUAAACGUCUGCUGUCCUCUUAAUAUUGUAACUCUGCUGCCGGUCACAGCUCAUCUACCUGCUCACCUGCCGGCUCGUCCAUAUAUCCUCUCCACAAUACAGCCCAUCCAUGUCAUCGUUUAAACGCAACCAGCUUCAUGACACACGUACUCCAGUAUAUAUUGGCAUUUUUCCAGAAUCCAGGUCAUGGUGGACCCCAUCCUCAUCACAUUCGCACGCACCAUCUUCUUCUCUAUCUCUAUACAAGUCCCCUCAAGCUGUCACUGCAUCUCACCCCUCCUUGAACGCGCCGUGUCGCAUGAGGGACAUUGAUCCCACCGUAACCUUCGCUUCCCCCUCUGUCGUCAUUGCCAAGUCAUCCUAUAUUAUAAUAUUGGAUGGCGCACCCAUACACAGCGAGGACACGAAACUCGAAUGUAUCGGAUCGUGUUUCACUGGUUCUAUGAACCCUUCCAGUGACGGUCCAUUGCUCUACAGAACAGCUUUAGUUCCCAAGUACUGGGAGAUCUUGUGCAAAUCUCCAGCAUCAUUCAGGAUGUAUACCGUCCUCCAGACCCAGCAUGUUCCGGAAGGUCGUCAGGUCGUCCCCGCCCUGUUCUUAUCUUCUCGGCUAUAUACCACUUCCGAUACACAGUUCCUGUGUGCAGGCCCCAAUCUUCCAUACCAUGCCUCACAUAUCAAGCCAAUCCACCCUUCACCGCAGACGGUGCUCACUCUUAUUCCGAAUCACUCGAGCCCAUUUUCGCACGAAGACAGCACGGAAAACCAGCUGUACGAGCAACUCAUACUGGGCCACUUUUCCCCUAACAAGACGCAUCACUCGCCUUUGACCAUAUCGAAGGAAAUAAUGGCACAGCCGUCGUCUUCAAGCUUCCCGAAGGACAUCCGUAAUUAUCUCAUGUAGGAAAGUAGUACACAUGUAACAGUAUUAGCGUGUACGGUAUGCUUGUUAUUCUAUAUGUAGAGUCCUCUGGCGGGGCCGGGGGCCAGAUGCUGCCAAACUGAUUUUCCGCGGAUCCUCUAGGGCCUUGGGCCUUGGUCAUUGGCCCGUCUGAGCGUGAUACUUGAGAAGUUAUAAUGGACGUGAUGUUGCUUCGGGAUGCACUGUAUUCUGAGAACACACAUACGUGUUUUUUUCCUGACUUCCGCGUGCGACUCGUUUUGCGC
This is a messenger RNA of Suillus paluster, 1288 nucleotides long. RefSeq lists its product as uncharacterized. Bases 231 to 1025 code for a protein of 264 amino acids. The record is from RefSeq and is a predicted model, not a curated record. The transcript has 5 exons. Lineage: Eukaryota; Fungi; Basidiomycota; Agaricomycetes; Boletales; Suillaceae.